This is a messenger RNA of Penicillium concentricum, 1683 nucleotides long. RefSeq names its product cation:proton antiporter. Gene Ontology annotation, biological process: proton transmembrane transport. NCBI's taxonomy places the organism in Eukaryota, Fungi, Ascomycota, Eurotiomycetes, Eurotiales, Aspergillaceae. The record is from RefSeq and is a predicted model, not a curated record. Gene Ontology annotation, cellular component: membrane. The coding region runs from base 1 to 1683 and encodes 560 amino acids. The transcript has 4 exons. Gene Ontology annotation, molecular function: antiporter activity.
AUGGCAUCCGAAUCGGAAUCGGCAUUUGCCUAUCACGAACCAUCAAUCAAAACAGUCCUCAACUACACCGGAUUUCUUUUGACCCUGAACAUAGCCAACACCUGCCUGGACAGACUCCUCUACUGUGGGUUAAUCGGCCAACUCUUCAUCGGUGUCUUGUGGGGCACCCCCGGGGCACAAUGGUUUGAUCAAGAGACAGAACGAGUGGUCCAGCAGAUUGGGUAUUUAGGCCUGAUACUCUUGAUCUAUGAAGGCGGUCUGUCAACUUCAACCAAGUCCUUGAAGGCAAACAUCCUUCUUUCGACAGCCGUUGCUAUCACUGGAAUCUGUGUCCCAAUGGGGUUGUCAUUCAUUCUCAAGGAACUUCUAUCGGCGACUUUUCUUCAGUCCUUCGCAGCUGGUGCAGCCCUGAGCGCAACUAGUCUCGGCACCACAUUUACCAUACUCUCAACCACCCAGCUAACAACUACAAGGCUCGGCAUAGUCACCACUAGUGCUGCAAUGCUAGACGAUGUGCUCGGUCUGGUCAUGGUUCAGAUUAUUUCUAAUCUUGGAAGUACCGACUCAUUCAGUGCUGUAAAUGUAAUUCGACCUGCUUUGGUUUCCAUUGGUUUCGCUGUUGGUCUUCUAUUGUUGUGUGCAUUCUGUCUACAUCCAGGAUUCAAGAAAUUGCUUGGCUGCAAAGACAAGUUCCCAGCUUCUGUGGGGACUGCACAAUUUGCUUUCCUUGCACAGACAUGUGUGUUAGUUGGGAUCGUGGCUGGUGCAACGUAUGCUGGAACUUCGAGUCUCUUUGCUGCCUACCUUGCUGGGGUGAUUGUCUCUUGGUUUGAUGGGCUAGUAGCUGAGACGAAAACAUCAAUUGCUGGCUCACAGUCUAGUGACUCUCAUGAGCAGACUCCCAACCACCAAGGAAGCACGCGGAAUAGCAAGAACUGGCGUACUGAAGAGACACACUCUCCACGUGUGCAAACCCAGGAAACAGAAAUAACCCAUGAUGAUAUACCUACGGGCGAACUCAUCUACAGCAAAUAUUAUAAAGCGCCGGUUAACCGACUUCUUCUCCCUUUUUUCUUUGCAUCCAUCGGAUUCGCAAUUCCCAUCACCAAAAUGUUCUCAGGCCAGGUUGUAUGGCGUGGGAUUAUCUACGCCAUGCUGAUGGCAAUUGGAAAAAUGAUCACAGGCCUGUGGCUCGUUCGAUUCUCUCCGAGCCCUGUGUCGGGGCUAGUCUCUACCAUUAAGAAACCGUUUACAUACGUUCAUUCCUACUGUGCGAAUCCUCAGCCCAUCAGCAGAAACUCGAACCAAAGCAAGAAAGCCCCACAAAGACUAGCAACUCAAGAUGACAGCGCAGAAAUCUCCUGCACUCACUUCUCGCCCCGGUUCCCGCAUUUCCCUCCCCCCAAACCCAAGUCCUUGUAUCCGCCUGCUAUACUGGGAUUGGCAAUGAUUGCCCGAGGCGAAGUGGGAUACCUCAUUGCUUCAAUUGCCGAAAGCAAGGGGAUGUUCUCUAAUGAAUCUUCCGAAGGACCGUCUGAGAUCUAUCUAGUGGUCAUCUGGGCAAUCUCGCUCUGUACAUUGAUCGGUCCGAUCUUGGUUGGGACUCUGGUCAGGCGUGUAAAGAAGCUGCAACAGUUAAAGGUAGAUAUGGGGGCUGAUCCUUUGGGGGCCUAUGGCAUUUAG